This is a messenger RNA of Loa loa (African eye worm), 1553 nucleotides long. RefSeq names its product RAL-1 protein. The record is from RefSeq and is a predicted model, not a curated record. The transcript is spliced from 9 exons. Gene Ontology annotation, molecular function: calcium ion binding. Gene Ontology annotation, biological process: protein folding. Gene Ontology annotation, cellular component: endoplasmic reticulum membrane; endoplasmic reticulum. NCBI's taxonomy places the organism in Eukaryota, Metazoa, Nematoda, Chromadorea, Rhabditida, Onchocercidae. The coding region runs from base 11 to 1222 and encodes 403 amino acids.
AAUUUCAGAAAUGCAGCUGAAUUUGCUAUUAGGACUUGUUUGCUUUUCAGCAGUCACUGCUAAAAUAUAUUUCAAGGAAGAAUUUUUGGAUGAUGAGUGGGAAAAAAGGUGGAUAAAGUCAAAACAUAAGGAUGAUUUCGGCAAGUGGGAAAUAUCGCAUGGCAAAUUUUACGGUGAUGCUGUGAAAGAUAAAGGUCUCAGGACGGCACAGGAUGCGAAAUUUUAUUCAAUUGGUGCUGAAUUUGACAAAGGUUUUUCAAACAAGGGUAAAUCCCUGGUUAUUCAGUUUAGUGUCAAACAUGAACAAGACAUCGACUGUGGCGGUGGCUAUGUUAAGCUGAUGGCAUCAAAUGUAAAUUUAGAAGAUUUCCAUGGCGAAACUCCUUAUCACAUUAUGUUUGGUCCUGAUAUUUGUGGACCUGGUACAAAGAAAGUCCAUGUCAUAUUCCAUUACAAGGGUAGGAAUCACAUGAUCAAGAAAGACAUCCGAUGCAAGGAUGAUGUCUUCACUCAUCUUUACACAUUGAUUGUAACUCCUGAUAAUACCUACGAAGUCCAGAUUGAUGGCGAGAAGGUUGAGUCUGGUGAGUUGGAAGCAGAUUGGGACUUCCUCCCUCAAAAAAUUAAGGAUCCAGAUGCAAAGAAGCCAGAAGACUGGGAUGAACGGGAAUACAUUGAUGAUGAGGAUGACAAGAAACCCGAAGACUGGGACAAGCCGGAACACAUUCCUGAUCCCGAUGCUAAGAAACCGGAGGACUGGGAUGAUGAAAUGGACGGAGAAUGGGAACCACCGAUGGUUGACAAUCCAGAAUAUAAAGGAGAAUGGAAGCCGAAGCAGAAAAAGAAUCCUGCAUACAAGGGCAAAUGGAUUCAUCCAGAAAUCGAUAAUUCAGAAUACACUCCAGAUGAUAAUUUGUACGUUUAUGAGGAUAUUGGAGCAAUUGGAUUUGAUUUGUGGCAAGUAAAAUCAGGGACCAUUUUCGACGACAUCAUUGUGACAGACAGUGUGGAGGAGGCCAAAAAGUUUGGUGAAAAAACAUUGAAAAAAACGAAGGAAGGUGAGAAGAAAAUGAAAGAAAAACAAGACGAGGAAGAAGAAAAGAAAAGGAAGGAAGAAGAGAAGAAGACAGACGAAGAAGAAAAGGAGGAGGAAGGAAAGGAAGAGGGAGAAAAGGGGGAAAGCGAAAAGAAAAAGGAUAGCGAAGAACACGAAGAGUUGUAAAUCAGUGGACAUUGCGUGCCAGAAUAAUUUUAUUGGCACACCAAUUGCCAUAUCGGUUUUCCUGAUAUGUGGCAUUGUUACUUUUUACGCUAGGAUCUCCUUGGGAAAAUUUAAUCAAGAUUUUGGGAAGAAUUUUAAUACUGCAGAAGUAAUGUAAAAAAAAGAAGGGUUUGGCGCUGGGGAUACUUUUGUUUCUAAUUUAUUCAUUCGAUAUUCGUAAUUUGUUGAUGCAUUAUCCUCAUUUCUCUCCCUCUUAUUUCGCUUCUUGAUUUUGUUUAUUUGUUCAGAUCAGGAAUAAAUAUUUUUAUUCUUAUAAAAUGUUUAAGUACCG